GCUGCGCCGCGCGCGCCGCGCCAGGGCGGGAGCCGGGCCUGGGUCGCGGGCAGGAACCGGCCAGGGACGCACCCGCCGCGCUGCGGGUCUCCCGGGAGUCGCGGCGAUGGCGGUGCAGGCGGCGCUCCUUAGCACGCACCCCUUCGUCCCCUUCGGCUUCGGGGGAUCCCCGGACGGGCUGGGGGGCGCCUUCGGAGCCCUGGACAAGGGCUGCUGUUUCGAGGACGAUGAGACCGGGACGCCCGCGGGCGAGCUGCUGGCGGGCAACGAGGGCGGGGACAUGCGUGAGGCCACCCGCGACCUGCUCAGCUUCAUCGACUCGGCGUCCAGCAACAUCAAGCUGGCACUGGACAAGCCAGGCAAGUCGAAGCGAAAGGUGAACCACCGCAAGUACCUGCAGAAGCAGAUCAAGCGCUGCAGCGGCCUGAUGGGCGCCGCGCCCCCCGGCCCGCCCUCUCCGGGCGCCGCCGACACGCCCGCGAAGCGGCCGCUCGCCGCCCCCGGCGCGCAGACCGUCGCGGUCCCGCCCCACGGCAAGGCUGCCCCCCGGCGGGAGGCCGCGCAGGCCGCGGCGGCCGCCAGCCUGCAGAGCCGGAGCCUGGCCGCGCUCUUCGACUCGCUGCGCCACGUCCCUGGGGGCGCCGAGCGGGCCGGGGGGGCGCUGGCUGCGCCCGCGGCCGGGCUCGGCGCAGCGGGCGCCGGGGGCUCGGGAGGGGAAGCGGCCGGCACCGCGGGGGGUACGGCGGCCCCCGGCCCCCGGAAGGUCCCGCUGCGCGCCCGCAACCUGCCCCCGUCCUUCUUCACCGAGCCGUCCCGGGCGGGCGGCGGCGGCGGCUGCGGCCCGUCGGGGCCCGGCGUGAGCUUGGGCGACCUGGAGAAGGGCGCCGAGGCCCUGGAGUUCUUCGAGUUGCUGGGGCCCGACUACGGCGGCGGCGCCGAGGCCAGCGUCUUGCUCGCCGCGGAGUCUCUCGAUGUGUUCCCCACGGGAGCCGCCGUCCUGCGGGGCCCCCCGGAGUUGGAGCCCGGUCUCUUCGAGCCGCCCCCUGCCAUGGUGGGGAACCUCCUGUACCCCGAGUCCUGGAGCGCCCCGGGCGGCCCGCAGACCAAGAAGCCGCCGCUGGCUGCCCCGCGCGGAGGCUUGACCUUGAACGAGCCCUUGCGCCCCCUGUACCCCUCCGCCGCGGACUCGCCGGGAGGGGAGGACGCGACCGGCCUGUUGGCGUCUUUCGCCCCCUUUUUCUCAGACUGCGCCCUGCCCCCGCCGCCGCCGCCGCCGCAUCAGGUGUCGUACGAUUACAGCGCCGGCUACAGCCGCACGGCUUACUCCAGCCUCUGGAGACCGGACGGGGCUUGGGAAGGGGCGCCCGGGGAGGAGGGGGCGCACCGGGACUGAUGGAGAGGUGCCGUUGCCUCGCGUUCGAGGCCGCUGUGGGGAGCUCCCGCCUUUGGGUCUCUCCUAAGCCUCAGGACGACGGAAAAGUGCGCGUGGAGAUGAAAUGAAUUUAAAAAUAUUCACUUAAUAAAAGAAACUUACGAAAAAGAA
Molecule: messenger RNA, 1543 nt
Organism: Hyaena hyaena (striped hyena)
Lineage: Eukaryota; Metazoa; Chordata; Mammalia; Carnivora; Hyaenidae
Gene: FAM181B
Product: family with sequence similarity 181 member B
Exons: 1
Coding region: 107-1393 (428 amino acids)
Source: RefSeq, a predicted model, not a curated record